GGCGGCGCCAUCCCGGUCCCGGUGCGGGCCGCAGCGCCGGCGCUGUGGCGCGGACAGCGCUACGGGUGAUACCGGGCAGAGCGCUGCGGCCCGGCCGGCACUGCGCGGCGCUCUCCGCCAGGCGGGGCAGCGGUAACCUUCAGCGCCGGCCGGGGCCCGAGGGCUCUCCGUAACAGGUGUUGGGAAUGGCCUUUUAGCGGCGGCAGGUGACGGGCUCGUCGCGCAGAGGGCCGGCUUGCUGCGGCACCGGUGUUGGCAGGGCCCGCGGGACCCCUGCGUUUGUCCCCUUCUGCGUUCUGUUGUUGCCGGGAGCUCGGGUUACCUCUGGAGCAGUUACUGAAAUCAUGAAUCCUGUGUAUAGCCCUGGAUCUUCUGGGGUUCCCUAUGCAAAUGCCAAAGGAAUUGGUUAUCCAGCUGGCUUCCCCAUGGGCUAUGCAGCGGCUGCUCCUGCCUAUUCCCCUAAUAUGUAUCCUGGAGCAAAUCCUACCUUCCAAACAGGUUAUACACCAGGAACCCCAUAUAAAGUAUCUUGUUCACCCACUAGCGGAGCAGUGCCACCGUAUUCGUCAUCACCGAAUCCCUAUCAGACUGCUGUGUACCCAGUUCGAAGUGCCUAUCCACAGCAGAAUCCAUAUGCACAGCAAGGCACUUACUACACACAGCCUUUAUAUGCAGCACCACCCCACGUAAUUCACCACACCACGGUUGUGCAGCCUAAUGGCAUGCCAGCAACUAUGUAUCCUGCUCCAAUUCCACCACCAAGAGGAAACGGUGUGACUAUGGGGAUGGUGGCUGGGACUACUAUGGCAAUGUCAGCAGGUACUUUGUUGACAACUCAUUCCCCAACUCCAGUAGCCCCUCAUCCAGUUACUAUGCCCACGUAUCGGGCUCCGGGAACACCAACCUAUAGUUAUGUGCCCCCACAGUGGUGAUCAUCUGGCAGUCAGCGUUUGAAGAUGGGAGAUAUGCAAUCAAGAAAUUGAGGUUUAAAAGUUGGUGCUGAAGCCCUCAUGCCUCCAACCAGGACUUUCCUUCUGAAUGCUUUCAACACUUGGCUAAACACUACUAAUUCCUGAUCACUGAAGAUUUUCCAGUGCUGCAUAUCUUACAUCUUGGAACUCCAGCAGUUAGUCUUAAAGCAAAUCCUGUUUUGUGGACUGUCUUGCAAUUUUUUAGCUAAUUAUAAAGAUAAAAAGGGAGUAUAAAUUUAUUCUGAUCCAUAUCUAGUUGAAUGCAUGUUAAAACACAAAAACAAAGCUUGCUCAAUCUACCUGCAGUGACUGAUGCAAAAACCAUCAUAUGCAAAUCCAAAGGAACCGAAAAGUAUUUUACAACUUGUAUCACUAAUGCACUGUUGUAAUAUAUGCAGGGUCUUAAGAGGUAGAAUCAUGAGUUUCUUUAUAGAAUACCUAAUAUACAUUAGAUAAGUGCAUCAGCCUUUUUCAGGUUGAUGGAGUUGCCAGUUUAAAAGGGGCAUAUUUUUAUUUAAGUGAUGUAUUCUUUUCAAAUUCAACUACUAAAUUGGAGUGACUGGAAAAUUAGUCAGACAAGCUGUAGAAAUCCCGCACACAGUUAGUUUACUUCAUACCUUUUCAUUUUCAUUGUAUGGAUUCAGUGUUAUACAGAUGUUCUUAAGGAUCAGAAUGAAAUGACAAAGGUAAUGCUGUGUGUGCCAGUAAAUAAAGCAAACUUCCUUGAGGCAAAACUGGUUCUUAGGAAUAGUAGGGGGUGAUGUCACCUGCAUAAUGAAUUGCAUGUCCUGGGGAGAUAUAUAUCCAGUACUAUCUUUCAUAUGUUGCGAGAUGUGUCAAAGUGAGACUGCCACACAGACUGAUAGAAAAACACUUUCUUUUAGUUCUCAGUUCAGGAAAUCCAUGCUGUUUUUCGUAAAGAAUGUUGUAGUCAGUUGAAAAUGUAUGUGCAGUUGAUCCAGCUUGCUUUCCGGAAACUUAAGAAAUGUUAGGGCUUUCUACAACAAACAGGAGUUCAGCUGCAUGUUAUUCUGAGGAAAGCUUGUGUGCCUGAUGAGUAUGUUAAAGGGGAACAAAUCAUUUUAACACAAUUUCCUUAUUAGCUACUUGCAGUAAGGACUAUGGCUAUGCUGUAGUAGGGCUGCCAGAAUAGUGAAGUUUCAAAUAGUUGUUCUCUUUUUUUCUUUUUUCCUUUUUUUUUUUUUUUUUAAUUUUUCCUGAAAAUAUUUGUAUUUGAAGUGGGAGUUACUUGUUGGUUACAGCAUUUUGAUGUGUUUUCUUAGUAUUUUCUUUUUUUACUUCCUAAAUUGCACUUGGAAGCAUGUGAAAUAAGACUUGACUGCAGAUUAGCAUUUCAUUGCAAUGAGUCAUUUGUGAUAUUCUUUCUUGCAACUUCAAUUUUUAAAAGUACCUCAAAGCAAAUGCUGUGGGAUAAAGGGCUAGCCUUAGAACCCAUUUGUAUACCAAAAUUGCUACGGGGGAGAUUUUAAAUUUUUAAAUUUGAAUAUUGCACAUUUAAAAUCAAGGGUUUUCUUAAACCUACUUGACUUUACGAUUCCAGAAAGAUGCGAUUUACUUUUUUUGGAUGCAUUCUGCCUGCAAUAAAUAACGCAGUAAAUGGUUAUAAAAUGUUGUUCCCUUUUAAUCGUUUACACAGAGGUGUGUCAGGCUGUGUUGUUCUUGUAGGUUAACUUCCAUUCAGAAGUCAGUUUUUUUUAAAGUUGUAUAUCUAGUUACGCUUUGUUUUGGGGUGUUCUGCUCCUAUACAGAUUUGGCAGCUACUUCAGGGUAGCAUCAGUGCUGACUUAAUGCUGCCAUUCCAGUACUCUGCCCUGGUGGGAGGCUUACGUACCUUCACGACCUGUUGGUAGUUAAAGCCUUCAGUAAUUUUAUUUUAUAGUAAGCACUCUCCAUAUUUUGUACUUCCUUUUUUUUUUUUGUUGUUGUUUAAUAAAGUUUAGGUUUAUUUUGCAUGAAUCACUGUCAGUGAACGGCCCCCUUAUUUCUAAUGCCUUGAACAUAACUGCGUUGUUGGAAUAAGUACUUUAAACCUUACUCAUGAGCACUUACUGCUGCUUAGGGAUUUCCAUAUGUUUUUAUGUGGAGCAGAAAAUUGCCCCAGACAAACUUAAUUGAAUCUGUACUGCUUCAUUCAAGUCUGUUUAACAAUUCCAUUUGUGAAGUAGAUUUGCAGCUUUGAUUAGUCAGGUGUGCCAGAGAGUACAGUGAACAUUAAUACAGGCCAUUUGUCCAUUUUAGCUAGUAGAGAGUGACAUUUUGUUGUCUUAGCAUGACUUGUAAAAAGAGCUGAGGUAUGAAACCGUGCUAUAUUGGGGAGAAGCUAUAAAGAACAAGCUCAAAGCUUUGCUGUCUCCUGUCUCAUCACCCAUUAAACUAAAGCUUUGAAAAUAGGAGAGAACUUUCAUGAAUGCUGCAAUAGAUAAAUAGUUAAGGAAUGAAUAUAACUUCCUAUGUAUUCGCUCUAACUUCAGAUUCCUAUAUGUCAUCUUGGAAAUGGUCUCUGUGUAAUAUUCCAUAACAUUUAGGCAGUCUCACUUACUUGAGCACUUUUAUUUCUAAGUUGCAUUAUGGGAUUCAUCCACGAGAGGGAAACUGUACCUUUUUUAAAAGGUACCACACCUCCCAGUUUUGAUUAUAAUCUACUGGGAGGGUUGAUAUGGAAAGUAACCAAAAGCACAGUGCAGGGGGACGGGGGGGGAAUACGUGUAUAUAUAACUAUCUUAAUGGUAUUUUGUUGCAAAUAGUAGAAAGCAUGGAUAGAAAACUGCAGCGGGGGAAACUGUACAUCAUUAAAUAGGCGUUUACACAGUGAGGGUCUUAUGAAACAUUCUCUCCUGCUUUUUAUAUAACAUUCCCUAUUUAGAAUUCCUUUAUAAAUAAAUACGCAGUAUGUGUUUGCACUAGAGCUCCUCAGCAAAAGAAAAGAGCUAGUGCCAUAGAGACAUUUCAGAUCAAGCUUCUCUUAAAAAAAAAAAAAAAAAAAAAAAAAAAAACUACAAAAAAACCUUUUAUGGCAGCUUUAUAUGAUUAAACAAAUAAAAGUACUACUUUAAACCUGGAACUGAAAAUAACUGUUGCAGCAAUAACAAAGAGAAGUCUGAGAAAGUUUUGGGUUGGUUGUUUUUGGUUUGGUUUUUUUUUUUAAUUCCAAUUUUAGGUGUUGAAUUUAGAUAAAGUAUUUUUUAAAAACUGAGGUAUUCCCUAUGUCAGUAAGAACCGAUUAAAAUGUCUUUUACAUGUAGCAGCAGCAAAAAAUGGCUCGUAAUUGGCACCAAAACCAUGUAGCCCUAGUCGGUGGUGUGGUGGUUAUUAAUGAAACACAAGGAAGGAAAACAGAGAAGCUACUACUAGACCUUGUUUAUGCUUGUUGUAACCAUCUCCUGUUUGAAGUUUUUAGGAGACACACAAGGAAUGCUGUUCAAGAAAGCUUCGUUUUGAGUGUACUAUGCAAGUUAAAUGCUUAGAUGCAGUGGUAGAUGAAGAAAAUCCUUUCUUUUAGCUGAAGUCCUUCCUUGUAUUGCUUCAUCCACUGAAAAACAAAAAAAAUCCCAAACCGCCACCCGUAAGUACCACCAUGUCUUAGUGUUGUCUGAGAAUAGUUCAUGGUACAGUUGUAUACCAGGGUACUCAACAUUGACUACUCUUUACAGAGCAUUCUGGCUUCACUGCUGCUUGGGUAGUGAGGCCACUUAAGAUACCUGAGCAAGAGAUGGUCAGAACUGACCUGGAAUCAUCCCCCAGUGCUUAAGCACAGUAUUAUACACCAUUCACCUGGGUUUAGAACGUAAUUUUGAUUGAACAGGUAAGCACAGCAAUCUGAUACCACCACUUAACUAUAGGCUUAAACUCCUGCCAGAGUGUAGUAAAUGUCAUGUAUGUGAAAUCUCUCAUCUUAGGAGCAUGAACAAUAGUGUUGCUUCAGCUGGAACCUGGGGAAAGAGGACAGAUGCUGUGGUUGUUGAAUGGUUGGUCGCAGUUGCCCGGGAUGUGGUUUGUGCAGUAGUCAGUAGGAAAUAGGCGUGAUCCAUAUCCCGCCUUCUCCAGCAGGUGUCACUGGCCGACCUUGGCAUGUGCGGAGAGUCACACGCAAUCCAUUAAUCCUCCUGUCGAAGUGUUUGUGAAUACCUCUCGUUAUCAAGUGUCAGCUUUCUAAUCUGUAUUUUAUCUACUCUAAGCUUCCUGCACAGACCCUUAGAUUUGAGGAGGUAGAAUGCCAGUUAACAGGAACAACUGCAGCAAAGCUAAGAUAGUUUUAUGGAUCAAGCUUUGCCAAGAAUCUAGUUCAUUCUGAGAUCUCUAAAGUAGUGAGGACUCUUUUAGCAGGCUGUGUACACCUCUGGGGGGGUGUUGAGAGAAAAUGAGGUGUGGUGGUGUAGACAGAAGAGAGGGAAGAAGGAAUAGCGCUUAUCUGGGGACAAGGAAACCUUUUCUUGGGUGGGUUGGAUAUAACACUGAAACACCUGAAUUCCACAGGUAGUAAGGGUCCAUUCCUGAUUUAAAAGAAAAUACUCAGUGAUUUAUGGGCUCUGAAGUUUCAACAUCCAGAAAGUGAACGUGACUUUUCUAAACUGUUGUGACUUUUGGGCACUUAGCAGGCAAACUGGGAAAGCUUUUUUAGCUGGCUGCUGUACAGACUUGUUUUAAGUAGAAUGGAUUUGUUAGUGGGAUUUUUUUUAGUUGUAAUGCUAUUAUUGGCUGCCCUCCUAUCUAAGAUUUGAAAAAGUGAGUGCAUGCAAUGGAAGUACAAGAGGCCCCAGUAAUAGUUCUCCAUGUUUGUUAUGAAAUAGACACAGGUUUCCUUUUUAUGACUUUUUUUAAAACUGUCUUAGGAACAGUUGUAUUGGUACUUUUUUAAGUUUAGGUCAAUGUUGUCUUCCAGAAUAAGUUUUAAGGCAUCACUCACUUCUGCAUUAAACUAUUGCAUCAACACAAAGAGUGGAGAUUCCAUUCUGAGCCAGUUCAAUUGUGAAAAUUCAUACUUUUUUAUUUUUUAUGCAAUUCAAUGAGUAGAUGAGCUCAGAUUUAAAUUCUUAAAAGCACGUUUAUUGUAACAAGAAUUGUUAUGUAUUAAUACUUCAGUUUUCAAUAAAGAUUGACUUGUGUUGCU
Strigops habroptila (Kakapo) is the source of this 6099-nucleotide messenger RNA. It is a transcript of the gene FAM168B, whose product is annotated as family with sequence similarity 168 member B. NCBI's taxonomy places the organism in Eukaryota, Metazoa, Chordata, Aves, Psittaciformes, Psittacidae. Bases 345 to 932 code for a protein of 195 amino acids. The record is from RefSeq and is a predicted model, not a curated record. The transcript is spliced from 7 exons.